This is a messenger RNA of Linum tenue, 2103 nucleotides long. The record is from the annotation of a GenBank genome assembly. NCBI's taxonomy places the organism in Eukaryota, Viridiplantae, Streptophyta, Magnoliopsida, Malpighiales, Linaceae.
AUCACACAUUCCUUCUGAUCUUGUUCCUCAAUUCUUUUUUCAUUUUUUGUUGAGGAGAGAAUCAGAGAACCACACCCUCCAUUCACUCAUUUAUUAGCCAGAGCCAAACGGUCGAGCAAAAGCAGGAAACACAGCGUGAAGAGAGAAAAUUUUGGAAUAAACAAACAAACAGAGCAGCAAAGAGAAGAGAGGGGAGAAAGGAAAAUUUCCUUCACAACUCUCUCUUCCAAAACAAACUGUACUUUCCACACACUCUCUUUCUCUUUGUGCCACACUGUCCACCAUCUAUCUCCUCCUCAACCACACACACAAAAAGAAGCUAUAACCCAAACUCGCCGGCCAGAUCGACGAUUACUCAUAGCACAUUCGCUUUCUUCCUCCUUCGACAUGGCCGCCGCCGCUCUCCUUUGGGUUGUUGGUCCCAAAGAGAAUGCCGUCACUUCCUCCGCUCUGGUGGGUCUCAUACCCAGGACCGGAACCGGCGGCGGCGUGGCUUCACAGCUGGGAAUCAGGCCCAGAGGCGCCAGCGGUGGCGGUACGAGCCAGAGGCUGAGAAUUGGGUCGUCGUUGAUGAAUUCGAACAGCAGGGCGUCUGCUGUGUACUCGAGCGCAGCCGCCGUUGCCGCGAGCCCGGCAAGAUCUUCGGAAGAGAAGGUGUACGAGGUGGUGCUAAAGCAGGCGGCGCUGGUGAAGGAGCUGCAGAGACGGGCGGUGGAGGAAGAGGCAGUGGCCGGAACGGAAUCGAAUUGGGAUCUUCUCAACGAAGCUUACGAUCGGUGCGGCGAGGUCUGCGCUGAGUACGCCAAAACGUUUUACUUGGGAACGUUGUUGAUGACACCGGAGCGGCGAAGAGCUGUGUGGGCAAUUUAUGUUUGGUGCAGAAGGACUGAUGAGCUGGUGGACGGGCCCAAUGCAACUCACAUCACACCCAAGGCUCUCGAUAGAUGGGAGACAAGACUGAAUGAUCUCUUUCAAGGCCGCCCAUAUGACAUGUUUGAUGCUGCUCUAUCAGAUACAGUCUCGAAAUACCCUGUCGAUAUUCAGCCGUUCAAGGACAUGAUUGAAGGAAUGCGGAUGGACUUGGAGAAAUCGCGAUACCAGAAUUUCGACGAGCUCUACCUCUACUGCUACUAUGUUGCUGGGACAGUCGGCCUAAUGAGCGUUCCUGUAAUGGGGAUCUCCCCUGAAUCAAAAGCUUCCACCGAGAGUGUUUACAAUGCUGCAUUGGCCUUAGGGAUCGCCAACCAGCUAACUAACAUACUAAGAGAUGUUGGAGAAGAUGCGAGGAGAGGAAGGAUCUAUCUGCCGCAGGACGAGCUGAGGCAAGCCGGGCUCUCCGACGAGGACAUAUUCAAGGGUAAGGUGACGGAAAAAUGGAGGAGUUUCAUGAAAGGGCAGAUCAAGCGGGCAAGGAUGUUCUUCGAUGAGGCGGAAAAGGGUGUUGGGGAGCUAAACGGGGCGAGCAGAUGGCCGGUGUGGGCAUCUCUACUGCUCUAUAAGCAGAUAUUAGACGCCAUUGAAGCGAACGAUUAUGACAACUUCACCAAGCGGGCCUAUGUAGGGAAAGCAAAGAAGUUCGCUUCAUUGCCUGCAGCUUAUGGUCGGGCACUUAUGGGUCCACCUUCUAAAAGAGCAGCUGACUUCGCUAGCAGGACUUCCUGAGUUGUAGGAGUUUGAAGCGGGCCAAUCAUUGAAUAUAGGCUGUUUGCUUUUUCUUCUAAUCUUUUUCAUUUUUGGGAAGUUUGCUACGAUUAAAAAACACAAGAGAUUUGUAGAUUCUGCCCCCACGUCCGUCUGCUUAAUUUGUAAUCCAAAUUGAUGGCCGUCUGCCCUGCUAAGAUUAGAUGCUUUCUGUAGCAUAUUUCUACCUCCUCUGACUCGGACAUGCCUUCCCUUUAGAGACCAGACCGGAUCCUAUCACUAAACUUAAGAUUAAGAACCUUGAUACACAAUUCAAUCAUUACUAAUUUACUCCUAAAUGUUUACUCCUGAAACCCUUGUAAUUGGAGGGAUGCACUCUUCAAAUUGCCUCCAUAGUAUUGGAGUUAAUGGGGCGGUGGCGGAACAGUAAAAAGAUAUAAUUUUAUUUUCUAUGUUUUUUAA